AUGGGCAAGAAGAAGGAAUCUAUGGCAAAGUGCGCCUGGAUGAAAUUUCGAAAUGUGCUUCGAAUCGCACUUGGUCACUUGGCACUCUACUGUUUUGUCGUGUGCUAUGUGUUUGCCGGUGCUUGGGUGUUCCAUCAGUUGGAAGGCGAAAAUGAAACGGAACUUCAUGAUAAGCAACGAGAAUAUGCAAUGAAUUUGAAAAAAGAUGUGAUAGCGAAACUAGCCACUACAGAGAAUGUGGCCGAAAUCAAUGAACACCUCCGAAUGUUCCUCCGAAACAUCUCAAAUCUUCACAUUUCACUAGACAAUUAUCUAAUCUUCAACGAGCCUUCUCAAGUUGUUCCAAAGAGAUGGACCUUUCCAUCCAGUGUGUUGUUCUCAUUCACAAUAUUGACAACGAUAGGAUACGGUAAUGUGACUCCACAUACUCAACAAUGCAAAGUGUUCCUGAUGAUUUAUGGGGCAUUUGGUAUUCCAUUGUUUCUGAUUACAAUCGCUGACUUAGGAAGAUUUUCAAAAACUGCUAUCAUGGCACUGGUCCAGAAGGUUUCAAAGCGAGAGCUGAAAAAACAGAGCGACGAACAUCUUCUAAGAGAAAUUGCGGAGGUCAUGCUGGUUGCUGGUCUGUUUGUAGUAUUCAUCGCCAUUGGCUCUGCUGUGAUACCAUUAUGGGAAAACCAAUUGACCUAUUUCGACAGUGUAUAUUUUUCUUACAUGAGUCUCACAACUAUUGGACUCGGAGAUAUUGUACCUCGACGAAUGGACUUCCUUCUACCUACCUUGAUAUACAUCACCAUUGGAUUAUGGUUAACCACAGCUCUGGUCGAACAGCUUGCUGACGUUUUCCGAUUGGUGCAUUAUGCUGGUAGACAGGUUACAAAUGUGAAGGGGAUUACUGUUUGGCUUGGCGGACGACGACUCUCUAUGGGUGGGCUCAUUAGUACGGUUUGUAGAAGAGUGGGAAUGUCGGAAAAUCUCAUAAACCAAAUCAAUUGGGACCGCACUGUGAUCGACGCGCUGGACGGCAAAAUGCCACCAACUCUACCCAUCUUCCCCUGGCAUUUCACUGAUUUUCUGGAGCACGAUCCUCCAUUGAUUGAUCUAAGUAUUGACUUGGAUCAGAUGGAUGGCUCUUUCUAUUGCUCCAAACCAUUGUCGGCAAAAAAACAAAGACGAGCAAGUCAAAUGAGUGCUCCAGCGAUUGCAUGGAUGCGUCCACAGGAAGAGGCACGCAUACUGGAUGCGGAUGGAAAUUUCCCGAAUAUUGAUGCUUGA
This is a messenger RNA of Caenorhabditis briggsae, 1275 nucleotides long. It is a transcript of the gene Cbr-twk-23, whose product is annotated as Protein CBR-TWK-23. NCBI's taxonomy places the organism in Eukaryota, Metazoa, Nematoda, Chromadorea, Rhabditida, Rhabditidae. Gene Ontology annotation, molecular function: potassium ion leak channel activity. The transcript is spliced from 11 exons. Gene Ontology annotation, biological process: potassium ion transmembrane transport; stabilization of membrane potential. Gene Ontology annotation, cellular component: membrane. Bases 1 to 1275 code for a protein of 424 amino acids. The record is from RefSeq and is a predicted model, not a curated record.